AUGAAUAAGAUCAAUACAAAUACAAAUCACAUAUCACAUGAUGUUUUAGAAUAAUCAAAACCGAUUUUCAAUCAAAAAUUACUCAAAGAAAAAAUUAAUGAAUUAUAAAAUGCUAUAUCAAAAACAGAAAAAGAAUACAAUUCUGCUAUUCAAUUUAGUGAUUAAAUCAAUAAAUUCCAAUAAUAAAAAUAAUCUUUAAAUUCUUUAGACAAUCUAUCCAAUUAAAAAGAUUCAUAAAUACAAAAUUUGAUUCUAGAGAAUUCAAAACUUGUUAAAACAAUUUAAAAAUUAGAAACUAAAAUCAAAAAUACUGUUGAAUUAUAAAAUGAAAACUAAAUCUUAAAAAAGAAUGUUUAAGACUUUAAAAAAGAAAUCCAAUAAUUAAAAUAAAAAUAAACGUUAAAAAACGAUAACAUAUUAUAAUCUGAUGCAUCUUUAGGAUUUUUAGCAGCCAAAAGAAGUUAAGAAAUCUAAAUAUUAACUAAUGAGGUUAGAGAAAUCAAAUAAAAAAAUCGAAAUUUAGAAGAAAAAUUAGAUAAACUCAUUUCAGAAAAUUAAAAUUUAUAGAAUAUAAUAAAAAAAGCAGAAAAUUAAUAUCUAAAAACUAAUUCAUAAGCUAAUUCAAUUAAAAAAAAUAUAUUUGUUGAAAAAUUAUCUGAUUAAAAAUAAACUCCACAAUUAUAAUAGCUUUAGUUAGAGUUAGAUGAUGCAAAAAAAACAAUAACUCAAUUAUAAAGACUCAAUAAUACAAAUACAUUUUCAUAAUAAUCUUUUAAUUAUAAAUUUAGUAAUUCAAACGAUAAGAUUUCAAAAAGUUAAUCUUUAGAACCAUCAAAUUUUGAUAAAAAUAGAAAAUUAAAGUUAUUGGAAGAGUAGAUAAAAAAAUUAGAAUUUGAAAAGGAUAGUCAAAUUUAUAAUACGAAAUUAGAGUGUGCAUAAGAUAUGAAAUGGUUUUAAGAGAAAUUAAAAUAAGAGUAUGAUUAAAAAUAACAAUAAUUUUAAUAAGAUGAGGAUAAACCUACUUAGGAUAAAAUAAAAAAAUUGACUGCUGAGAACAAUAAAUUCUAAAUAAUGCUUGAAAGAUAAAAUAAAGAAAUAAUGAAUAUGGAAAAAAAAUUGACAGGUAUAUAUUUGAAUGAAUGAUUAUUUAGAAUAUUUGAUACUAUAAGAUGAGCUAAAAAAAAAUUUGUAAGAAGAGCAACAGUUUUAAAAUUAUUUGAAAUAGGAAAAGUAGAUGAUUUAGAAUUAAUUAAAAAAUAAGGAUUAAGAAAUUAAUGAUCAUAAAGAUGAUAUAAUAAAAUUAUCAAAAGAAAGACAACAAUUAAGAGAAUAAAUAGAGAAACUAAAAUUGGAAAUCAAAAUGAGCUAAUAUUAAAGUAGUAAUAAACCUGAAAGUUAUUAAAGUGAAAGAAGCAAGAGAAAUAGAUGA
Paramecium sonneborni is the source of this 1429-nucleotide messenger RNA. The record is from the annotation of a GenBank genome assembly. Lineage: Eukaryota; Ciliophora; Oligohymenophorea; Peniculida; Parameciidae.